AUGGCCGAGCUGAGCACAGAGACCCUGCCAUUAGCAUCAUUUGGCUGGGAUGACGAAUAUGAUCUUUACAACGUUGCAUGCCCAGAGAUUGAUGGCCAUGACGUGACCAUCAUGAGCAUCACUCUGAUCAUCAGCCUUUUGGGACUGGUGGGGAACGGGAUCGUCAUCUGGUUCUUGGGCUUCCGCAUGAAGAGGAACCCCUUCACCGUCUACGUCCUCAACCUGGCCGUGGCCGACACUGGCUUCCUCCUCUGCUCGACUGCCUUUCUUGUAGCUUACUGGGUGGGAUAUCCGGUUUGUGGCUUUCUUGAGAUUAUUGACAUGUUAGUUCUGUUUGCAAUGCUGUGUGUGUGGAUGAACAGCACCAGCCUGCACUUCCUGACAGCCAUCAGCACCGAGAGGUGCGUGUCCGUCCUCUACCCCAUCUGGUACCGAUGCCGUCGGCCAAGGCACUUGUCUGCCAUCGUGUCUGCCCUGCUCUGGGCUCUCUCCUGCCUGCUUUGCUGUUCUAUGGUCAUUUUUUGUCCAGUUUUCAUCAGUGAAAGCUGUAAGGCUUCCCUCCUGUACAUCUUUGUUCUGAAUGUCCUGAUAUUCUCCCCUGCCAUGGUUCUAUCCAGUCUGAUCCUCUUCGUCAAGGUGCGACGGUGCUCCCAGCGGCGCCCACCCGGCAAGCUCUAUGCUGUCAUCCUGCUCACCGUCCUCUUCUUCCUCCUCUUCACUCUCCCUUACAGCGUCGAGCUUCUCCUCUCCUACCUGGACAUAUCUGAGCCCACUUGGAUGUUUCAUGCACUGGCCUGUGCAAGCAGCAGCAUCAACCCAUUCAUCUACUUUCUAGUCGGGAGCUACAGGAAGCGGCGAUUCCGUGGCUCUCUCAAACUCGCACUCCAGAGGGUUUUUGAAGAGCAGAGAAAUUCUGGAGAAGACAGAAACGCCCCCAGCAGAGCCCCAAUGGAGACGGCUGUUUAA
Messenger RNA from Pelodiscus sinensis (Chinese soft-shelled turtle), 966 nucleotides. Its product is annotated as proto-oncogene Mas-like. The record is from RefSeq and is a predicted model, not a curated record. Gene Ontology annotation, cellular component: plasma membrane. NCBI's taxonomy places the organism in Eukaryota, Metazoa, Chordata, Testudines, Trionychidae. Gene Ontology annotation, molecular function: G protein-coupled receptor activity. Gene Ontology annotation, biological process: G protein-coupled receptor signaling pathway.